ACGGAUCAUUACUAUAAAUAGUAGAACCUAGUCGAACGAGUUGUUCAGCGUUAAAUUAAGAUCAUAGACAACCGUGCAUAUAUAGUCGUUCUCGAUUGUUUAGGUCGACAAGUCGGACCAUUAUCCUAUUGGUACAAUGGCUGAAGGAAAAAUAUGUGAGCUUUUAGGAAAGAGUCUCCUGAAGCAAAAUGGAGAUAACUUUAUCCAGGUGGACACCGACCAAUCGGAAGGACUUGGUGAAAAGGAGUAUGUUGGAAUAUAUUUUUCUGCACAUUGGUGUCCUCCAUGCAGAUCCUUUACACCACAACUGAUACAGUUUUACAAAGAAAUGAAGAAAGCUGGAGCAAACAAAUUCGAAGUUGUCUUCUUUAGUUCUGACGGAGACGAAUCGUCAUUCAAGGGAUAUGCGAAGGAGAUGCCAUGGCUAUACCUGCCGUAUACAGACCGGGAUAGAAAGAAUCAGCUUUCCAAAACGUUCAAGGUUGGAGGAAUUCCUACAUUGGUUUUACUAGAGGUCAAAACAGGGAAGCUUAUCACACGUAACGGUCGUCAGAAGGUCGGCACUGAUCCUGACGGGAUAAUGUUUCCGUGGAGUCCGAAGACAUACCGAGAAAUUCUCAACGGCGAUGGAGUCUCUGAAAAAUAUCAGGAAACGUUUGUAAAGGGCGAUUAUCUGGAGAAACUGGAGGGGAAAGUCUUCGGAUUGUAUUUCUCAGCUCAGUGGUCUCCACCAUGUCGUGCAUUCACAUCCCAGCUCGUGACAAAGUAUACAGAACUCAAGAAUGAUGGGAAGCCGUUCGAAAUCGUAUUCGCUACCGCAGACUGCAGCGAAGAUGAAUACAAUGACUAUCGAAAGAAGAUGCCGUGGCUCGCCUUCCCAUAUGGAGACCCGCGCAUUCAAAGUUUUCGUGAGGAAUUCAACAUAGAAGGUUUUCCUGCUUUGGUUUUAAUAAACGUAGAUUGGACUUUGAUCACAACAGCUGGCCAGCACGCAAUCAUGGAAUCUCCGAUUGAGGAAUUCCCUUACAAAAUUGGGCCAGUAAAUCCGGUGUCUGAAAGGUUCUUCGACACUUUAGGGAAUUCCAGGUGCCUUAUAUACUUCACAGAUCCUGAAGAUGUGCAGAAGUCCAAGGAGAUCAUGUCAGGACCAGCCAAUGAGUACUACAAAGAUGGCGAAGAACAGAAACUGUACUUCUUUGUGGGGGGAAAUGUCGAUAAGGGCCGAUUGAGCGGGAUUUUCUACAAUUUCCUAGUGGGAGCUGAGAAACGCCGCUGUCUGUUGAUUGCAGACAUAAGUAAAGGAACUAAGUACGUGGCUGCUGACGACUGGACAAUGUCCGAGGGCAACAUCCGCGAAUUUAUCACAAAGUGGAGGAGGAGAAAAUCAAACCCACAACUAUCGAACAAUAAUGAUAACAUUAGUUCUGGAUGAAGAUGGACAAGUUCACCAUUUAUGGUUGAACAAACUAUCUAGUUGUCCCCAGUACCUAUCCAGUAAGACAUUAUUUUAUGAUAAUCCACCCAGUGUAAGGUUAACGUAUAUUUUAAUCCACCAUAUUCUGUUUUAUAUCUCUACCUGGACUUUCAUUUCCAUACACAUGUCAUUUGACAUUAUAUCGUGAUAUGGCGUAAACUUUCGUUUGACCAGAGAUCGCCUCCUACAUUUUUGACCGAUCUCUUUGAAACUAUGUAUGGAUAAUUAACAGCAUUUUGAUUUCACUAUUUUUUGUGAAAGUAAUUGCCUUUUCGUUAUUUCUUCUACAUUUUCAACUAAUUUCCUUGAAACUUGCUAGGAAUAUUUUCGCGAAAAUUAUUGGCCUUUAUUUAUUGCAGUAUUUGAUAUAUAUCACGGAGAUCUUCUACAACAUUUUAUCGAUUUCUUUGAGAUUUUGCAGGAUUUAUAAUUUAUAAUCAUGAUAUAAUGUUGUGUUUCUCUGCGAAACUUUUUAAACCGACUAUUUCGUUUCCAAAAGUAAUUUGCCCAUUUUUUUCUUAUUUUUUUUUAGUGUAUUUUUCACUGACUAUUUUUCCAGAAGUAAUACCCUCCCGCGUUUUUUGAGUACUUUUAUCUUCCCCGGAGAUCCAGUACGGUUCUUUUUUCUUUUAAACGUGGAAUCCGUAGGCUUUAUAGGCAUGCGAAUGUUUCCAGCUCGAAAGAAUUUUGAUUCGACAGUUUCCGCGAAGGUUAUUGCCUUUUACUUAUUUGUGUAUUUGAUUUAUUGGCCUGGGAUAUCCUUCUACAAUUUUUGAUCGAUUUCUUUCAAACUUUGCAGGAUUUGUAAUUUAUAAUCAUGAUAUAAUGUGGUGUUUCCCUUAGAAUCAUUUUAAAUCGACUAUUUUUUCAGAAGUAAUCCCCUAUUUUUUGUGUUAUUUUUAACCGGCUAUUUUUCAAUGAGUAAUUCCCCCUUGCCCUUAGCCUUUUUCAGUUUUUGAUUAACCGGCCUGGGAUCUCUCCACCUACUUUUCUGUCGAUUUCUGUAAAACCAUGAAUUUCAGUGAAAAUUUACGGUAGGCUUUAUCAUCAUAAUAUAAGUGUUUCCAUGAGUGUUAUUUUGAUUCAGCUAUUGCUUUCUGUUUAUUUCUAGUACUUCUUGUCUUCUAUAGUUUUCUCCCAAUUUAUUUUGAACUUGGUAGGCAUUAUCAGGGACGUCUUAGUAAACACGCAAUAAAGUUAUGGUUCCCAGAGCGGCACUUUGAUUCCAUUGGUUCUAAUCUUGUCCUAUGAACAGAAUCGAUUUCUUUUAAAGUUGCCAGGUGAAGUUUUCAUAAUAAUGAUAGCAAAUGGCGAGGGUUAAAGCAUGUCACCUAAUCACAGAUACGGUGAUGUAAAUCUUAUUUCAAUGCAAUAUUAUGUGGCAUUCGACUGGUGUAGUAGCAUAUUUCCCUUCUUCAUAUUCACUUGUUUUACUAAUUUUUAUUUUUUACUAAUGCUGUGAUAAUUGCAAUUAAAUCUAACGCAAUAUGUACAAUGCA
Molecule: messenger RNA, 2973 nt
Organism: Pecten maximus
Lineage: Eukaryota; Metazoa; Mollusca; Bivalvia; Pectinida; Pectinidae
Product: nucleoredoxin-like
Exons: 7
Coding region: 137-1432 (431 amino acids)
Source: RefSeq, a predicted model, not a curated record